Molecule: messenger RNA, 1749 nt
Organism: Copidosoma floridanum
Lineage: Eukaryota; Metazoa; Arthropoda; Insecta; Hymenoptera; Encyrtidae
Gene: hgo
Product: homogentisate 1,2-dioxygenase
Biological process (GO): L-phenylalanine catabolic process
Cellular component (GO): cytoplasm
Molecular function (GO): homogentisate 1,2-dioxygenase activity
Source: RefSeq, a predicted model, not a curated record
ACCAGCUACGAUGAAGGACGAACUUAAGUAUUUGACGGGUUUUGGUAAUGAAUUCAGCAGUGAGGACGAACGGUGUCCUGGUGCACUGCCCGAGGGGCAAAACUCGCCACAAAAAUGUCCAUACGGACUGUACGCGGAGCAACUAUCGGGCACAGCCUUUACAGCACCUCGAGAUGAAAACAAAAGGACCUGGUUUUACCGAAUCAAACCAUCGGUUUGCCAUGACGUUUUUGAACCGUUGAAUGGCGUGUCGGUCCAUUUGACCCAUGAUUGGGGAAAAAUUUCACCGAAUCCUAAUCAAUUGCGCUGGCGGCCGUUCGACGUGCCGACUCGUCAGGAGCCGGAAGUGGACUUUGUCGAGGGCCUGCACACGAUCUGCGGAGCCGGGGACUCGCGCUGUCGUUCCGGCCUCGUGAUCCACGUCUAUCUCUGCAACGCCUCGAUGAAAGAUAAGGCCUUUUACAACUCGGAUGGUGACUUCCUUAUUGUGCCACAAUUAGGACCUUUGAACAUUACCACAGAGUUUGGAAAAAUGCGAGUAGAACCGAAUGAAAUUUGCGUCAUUCAGCGAGGAAUGCGAUUUUCUGUCACUGUUUUUGGACCGUCAAGGGGGUACAUUUUGGAAGUUUUCGACAAUCACUUUCAAUUACCGCAGCUGGGACCAAUCGGUGCAAAUGGACUAGCCAAUCCAAGAGAUUUCCAGACUCCAGUGGCAUGGUACGAGGAUCGCGAUGUACUUUACAAAAUAAUCAACAAAUACCAAGGAAAAUUAUUUUUAGCAAAUCAGGAUCACAGUCCUUUUGACGUAGUUGCUUGGCACGGAAAUUACGUUCCCUACAAGUACAAUCUUGAUAAUUUCAUGGUCAUCAACUCGGUUUCGUUCGAUCACUGCGAUCCUUCUAUUUUUACUGUCUUGACUUGCCCAUCGAACAGACCAGGAACGGCAAUAGCUGACUUUGUUAUUUUCCCUCCUCGUUGGUCCGUUCAAGAACAUACAUUCCGUCCUCCGUAUUACCACAGAAAUUGUAUGAGCGAAUUCAUGGGUUUGAUCAAGGGCCAUUACGAGGCAAAGGCCGAGGGUUUCCAACCAGGUGGUGGCAGCCUGCACUCGUGCAUGACACCUCACGGGCCAGACGCGAAUUCCUUCAAGGCUGCUUCAGCUGCCGAGCUGCGCUCUGAGCGUAUUGCCGAUGGUACCCAGGCCUUCAUGUUUGAGACGUAUUACGGUCUCGCCGUCACCGAGUGGGCAUCUACCAUCUGCAAUAAACUUGAUUCGAAUUACUACAAGUGUUGGAAGACGCUGGAAAAAAACUUUAAUCCGAAUCAAAAGUAGUUUCCUUGCAAUUUGUUUGUUUAUCUUACGUGUCGUUAUAAAUUUUAGAUAAAUAAUUAAAUAAAAAACUAUAACAAUAUUAAAUAUUAUACUGAAAAAAUAGUACACAUGAACAAGGAAAAUACCUUAGCACUUGCUAAUAAUUAUUAUUAUUAUUAUUAUUAUUAAAAAAGACUAAAUUUGGCUUUGAAGCAUCACUGUUUAUUGUUUGUAUUGACGAAUAUAGUAUGUCAACGUCUCGGUAAUCUCCUGUCAUUAGGAUGCUGCAUAACAACUAAAAUAAAAAUACUUUAAUAAGGAUGUUGAAAUCAUUAUGGAACGUAAUGGACACAUGUACGUUUUCCCAGUUAAUAUACCUAUAAUUAUAAAUAUAACUUGAAAAUAAAAUUUUUUUUUUUUUAACGGAAAAAGAGAUG